CCUGGAGGCUGCACACCCCGCUUCCUUCCUCCAUCCUAUCCCUGUCUCUCUCGGACCUCGGAAAUCUUUCCUCGGAAUGCUCGCCUGUCUCCCCUCCCACCGACGGCCUCUCCCAGGUGGCUCCCCAGGUCUGUCCGCACCCCCGGCCCCCACCAGGCCUCCCUGUACCCCUGGCUUGUUCACUGUUGCCCGCUCUGCCUCUUGCCGUCUUUUUUUCCCCCUGGGGCUCUAUUCUCUGCCUCUCGCUCCCUCUCUGUCUCUGUCUCCGUGUCUUUGUCUCGGUCUCUUUCCAGGUCUUCCUCUGUCUGUCUGUCUGUCUGUCUUCUUUCCUACUGUCUCCCUGUCUGUUCCCCAACCCCAUCUGUCUAUCCCUGGGGCUCAUAACCACUUCCUGCAUCCAUGAAUGUCUCUCUCCACACCUUCCUCCCUUCCCGCCUCUCCCAUCUCCUUCCCAUCUCUUCCCAGAGGCUCUCCGGCUCUCCUCUGGUCCAAGGUGGACCCAUUUCACCGACUCCCUGAUGGAGGCCCCCUCCCUGCCCCCACCUGGGCACUGACGCCCACAGCGGCUCUCCAGGGACUUUCUCUCCUUCACUUUCCCUGCCCCCAACCAGCCUCUGUCUAUGCAAAUCCCAGGGGAGGGGGGACAUUUGCCUGCUCCCCCCCACCCCCCACUUCCUGCCCCGCUUGAGUGUGGUGGGGCUGGUCUCACACAAGGACACACAGCAGAAGAGCUGUGGUGGUCACAGCUGCAGCCUCCCCCUCCCCCCGCACGGGCUCCCAACCACUUGGGAGAUUCAGGUGGCCGAAGGCACCCCUGACAUGCCCCUGUGUGUCUUCCCCUCCAGGCAGGACGGGCCACACUUCAGCUGUCUGUACCCAGAUGGCGUCUUCUACGACCUGGACAGCUGCAAGCACCCCAGCUACCCUGACUCAGAGGGGGCUUCUGACUCCCUGUGGGGCUGGGACCUCAGUCCAGCUGUCCCAGCCGCCUCGUAUGAAGCCUUCAACCCAGCUGUGGCCAACUUUGGCCACCCCCAGGGAGUCCAGCUCUGUUACGGACCCUCGACCUACAGCCCCAUGGGGAGCCUCGACCCGGCCCCCAGCCUAGAGGCCCCAGGGCCCAGCUUCCCAGCGUACCCCACGGAGGAAUUCACCAGCCAGACCGUGGGCCCCCCGGCAUAUGCCCCCUACCCCAGCCCUGUGCUGUCGGAGGAGGAGGAUCUCCUGCUGGACAGUCCCACCCUGGAGGUUUCAGACAGCGAGUCGGACGAGGCCCUCAUGGCUGGCCCCGAGGGGAGGGGAUCUGAGGCAGGGGCCCGCAAGAAGCUCCGCCUGUACCAGUUCCUGCUGGGGCUCCUGACGCGCGGAGACAUGCGCCACUGCGUGUGGUGGGUGGAGCCGGGCGCCGGGGUCUUCCAAUUCUCCUCCAAGCACAAGGAGCUCCUGGCGCGUCGCUGGGGCCAGCAGAAGGGCAACCGCAAGCGCAUGACCUACCAGAAGCUGGCGCGCGCCCUACGCAACUACGCCAAGACCGGCGAGAUCCGCAAGGUCAAGCGCAAGCUCACCUACCAGUUUGACAGUGCGCUGCUGCCGGCCGCCCGCCGGGCCUGAGCCCAGUGGGGGCUGUGAGGGGCUCCACGCCUGUGUCACGUUGGCGUCCCCACACCCUAGGUCACGGCACCUGUGGAUUCCCCACACUGGGGGGAGGGGGGCUGCUAUAAUCCCUAAGCCCUGCCCAGGGCCCCUCUGGGACACCACCCCUCCCCCAUCGUGUCUGGGGCCCCUCUGGGAUUUCCUUGUCAUGUCUAGGAUCCCCAGGAUCCUCAUGUCUGGGUUAUGCAACACAUAGAGGACCAUACGGUGUGUCUGUGUGGAGGGGAGGGGCAGGACAGUGCUUCCAGAUUCCCAAGAGCUUCUCUGGGAUCCCCUUGUGGUGUCCGAGAUCCUCCAACCAAGCCUGGGACCCCUCUGAGCUCCCUUGUGUGUCUGAGAUCCCUUAAUCUCAUCUGGGAAGGGAGAGCCCACGGACGGUCACACAGGGAGGAGGGUGCCUUGUCGAGGGUCUCUCUGGGGUCCCUUUCUCAUGCCUGAGUCCCUCUUGUCAGAUCUGAGAUCUCCUACUUAGGUCUGGGGGCCUUGCGGAAACCCUUCAUCAAGUCUCAGAUCUCUAUGCCCAUCUGUGACUCUCUUGUCCUACCAGUCCCCCUAAAUGAUGACCUUUGUCAUCUUGCAAUCUCCUAAUUCUCUGGAACCGCCGUACUGUCACUUCCUUGUGUCUGGAAUUCUCUAAUCACAUCGAGGGUGCCUCUGGGAUCCUUUGGUCAUGUCUAAAAACAUCCUCGUCAGGCUUAGAGGGGACCUCAGUGGACCUUGUCUUGUUCGGGCCGCCUCUGGGAUACCCUUAUCUAUCUGGGAUCCUGCAAUCACAUCUGGGGGCCUCCCUGGGAUUCUCCAUCUGCUAUGCCCCUUUGGGGACCCCACCAGCAGACCUGAGUUCUCACAGGGACCCUUCCCUUCCUGGGAUGCCCUCUGGAGGACCAGGCUAGGGAGCAUUCUGGCCACUCAACUGAUUUCUGGGUGAUCUUGGCAGCCCUCCCCACGUCAUCUCUAACCAGAGGUCACAAGUUGGUACCCCACCCCCACCCUUCCGGCUCCCUUUGGGGCAGAUCAGAUCUCUGGUGGUGGUUUCUGUAGUUCACUGUGAGGGAGAUUUUGCCUGAUCCUUCACUAAAACUUUGCACAACGCGGCAACAGGCAACAGCGGGCUGCUUUGCGGUGCAGAGAGGCUGGAGGAGGGUGGCAGCCACUCCUAAUGGGGCUUCUGUUCCCCAGUUGGCCCCAGUCCCUGCAGCCCCCGGCUGUCAUACCCCAGUGGCUUUUCUCAGUCACCUGUUGGCCCCCAACCAUUUACAUUUUGACCCCUGGUGUGAACCCAAGGAGGUGUGAAGCUUGGGUGCACUGUGGGAGCUCUGAUUGGAACCCUCCGGGGGUGCCACAGACUGUGGUGGGCUAGGACGUCAGAGUCCCAGGUCCUGGAGGCUUCGCGGCUGGGGGAAAUCUAGGGUGAAAGACUUGCUGCUUCUGGGCCUCAGUUUGUCCCUUGUGUGAAAGGGGAGAGAAGGAGGAAGAUAGAAAAAGUCCCUUGCAGUCAUGCUGAGCCUUUGAUACAUCUUCUGGAAAUCCACCCCACCACCCAUUCAUUCACUGACAUCCAGGAGGAGGAGGACAAAGGAGCUUCAAGGACCCAGAGAGGGAAGAGGUCCCUAUGGGGCACACAGCUGCUGGUAGCAGGGCCCAGGCUGGGACCUGCCCUCAAAAGGACAGCACCCCCCCACUCCUGGAACGGGGGCAGGGUGGGAGGGGAGUGCUAGGGACAGAAUGUCCCCAGGGCCUCCUCCUGCAAAUGAGGUACCUUUUGCAAAGACUAUUAUCUACCACCCCCAAAAUGUGGAAUAAAAUAAAA
Herpailurus yagouaroundi (jaguarundi) is the source of this 3463-nucleotide messenger RNA. It is a transcript of the gene SPIB, whose product is annotated as Spi-B transcription factor. Gene Ontology annotation, cellular component: nucleus. The coding region runs from base 820 to 1611 and encodes 263 amino acids. Gene Ontology annotation, molecular function: sequence-specific DNA binding; DNA-binding transcription factor activity, RNA polymerase II-specific. The transcript is spliced from 6 exons. Gene Ontology annotation, biological process: cell differentiation; regulation of transcription by RNA polymerase II. NCBI's taxonomy places the organism in Eukaryota, Metazoa, Chordata, Mammalia, Carnivora, Felidae. The record is from RefSeq and is a predicted model, not a curated record.